GGGUUUCCCCAGCGGCGGGUCAGAGCAGCCUGGGGCGGAGCCGGGAUGCCGCUCCCGCGGUGCUGCCGGGGGGAAUUUGCCGACUGUCCCUUGGCAGGGGGGCUGGCUUCACCCACCCGGUGAGGAGGAGGACCCGCUGGCAGUCUCCUCCCAGAUCCGGAGCGAGUGUCUCUCACCGCAUCUCCGCGGCCUGAACACCUUGCCUGGGGCUGGGCCGUGGCACGGAGGGCGCAGAAGUGAGCCUUGCGCCAGCCACCUUCGUGGUUAGGAGUCCAGCUGGGCGGUGGCUGGGCCCCUCGGAAGCCCCUGACGACAGAUCGAGAGGAGGGACGGCUGGUGACAGCCCAUCUGCCUGAGCCCCAAACCUCACCUGCUGCCCAGCAGCCGGGUAGCUGAGUGGAGCCUCCAGGCCUGAGUUGGAGCCUCGCUGGAGAACUGACCCAGGGAGCCUCACAGGAUGGCUGCCUCGUCGGGCAACCUGAAUGUGGUGGAAAAGGCGAAGAACUUGACGGAAAAUGACUGCUUUCGCUCUCGGAGCACCGUCCUGCAGGGGCAGCCCUUCGGGGGCAUCCCCACCGUGCUGGUCAUCAACGUCAUCCUGUGGGUGUUCGUCAUUUUCAUUUACUCCUUCCUCCGGAAAGCCGCGUGGGACUAUGGGCGCCUGGGUCUGCUGAUACACAAUGACAGCCUGGCCUCGCUGAUCUACGGGGAGCAGAGUGAAAAGACAUCUCCCUCGGAUAUUCCCCUGGAGAUGGAGCACAAGGACAAGGGCUCCUAUGCCUGGUUCAUCAACACCAUCACCAUGAAGAACAGAGAUCUGAUCAGCAAAUGUGGAGACGAUGCCCGCAUUUACAUCAUGUUCCAGUAUCAUCUCAUCCUCUACGUGCUCAUCCUCUGCAUCCCCUCCUUGGGCAUUAUUUUGCCCAUCAACUACAGCGGAAACGUGCUGGACUGGCGUAGUCACUUUGGUCGGACCACCAUUGUCAAUGUCUCCACAGAUAAUAAGAUCCUAUGGCUGCACACCUCCUUUGCCUUCUUAUACUUCAUCAUCAACCUCCUCUUCAUGGCUCAUCACUGCUUAGGGUUUGUGCCCAGGAGGAGCUCCAAGGUCACAAGGACACUGAUGAUCACCUAUGUCCCCAGAGACAUCCAAGACCCUGAUAUCAUCAUAAAGCAUUUUCACGAGGCCUAUCCAGGGUGCGUAGUGACCAGAGUCCACUUCUGCUAUAACGUCAAGACCCUCAUUGACUUGGACGAUCAAAGGCGCCAUGCGAUGCGGGGCCGGCUCUACUACACAGCCAAGGCCAAGAGGCAUGGGAGAGUGAUGAUCAGGAUCCACCCCUGUUCCCGCUUGUGCUUUUGCAAAUGUUGGACCUGCUUCAAAGAGGUAGACGCAGAGCAAUAUUACAGUGAGCUGGAGGAGCAGCUGACCGAUGAAUUCAACGCCGAGCUCAGCCGCGUUCCACUGAAGCGUCUGGACCUGAUCUUUGUCACCUUCCAGGACACCAGGAUGACGACGCGCAUCCUAAAGGACUACAAGUUCGUCCAGUGUGGGGUGCGCCCCCAGCAGUCCUCGGUGACCACCAUCAUCAAAUCCCACCGCUGGAGGGUUGCCUUUGCCCCACACCCCAAAGACAUUAUUUGGAAACACCUGUCUGUCCGCCGCUUCAAUUGGUGGAUCCGCUUCAUCGUAAUCAACACCCUCCUCUUCUUCCUCUUCUUCUUCCUCACCACUCCCGCCAUCAUCAUCAACACCAUCGACAUGUAUAACGUCACCCGCCCCCUCGAGAAGCUGCAGAGCCCGAUCAUAACCCAGUUCUUCCCCUCCCUGAUGCUCUGGGCCUUUACAGUGAUAUUGCCUCUGAUCGUCUUCUUCUCUGUCUUCCUGGAGGCCCACUGGACCAGAUCAAAUCAGAACCUGGUCAUCGUGUAUAAGUGCUACAUCUUUCUCGUGUUCAUGGUGAUCAUUCUGCCCUCUAUGGGACUGACCAGUUUGGAUGUCUUUUUCCGCUGGCUCUUUGACAUCUACUACCUGGAGGAGGCCUCCAUCAGGUUCCAGUGUGUGUUCCUGCCGGACAAUGGCGCCUUCUUCAUCAACUACGUGAUUACAUCAGCUCUGCUUGGCACGGGCAUGGAGCUGUUGCGCCCGGGGUCCCUCUUCCUGUACACCACCCGCCUCUUCUUCUCCCAGUCGGAGCCAGCGAGAGUCCACAUCAGGAAGGACCAGGCUAUGGAGUUCCAGUACGGGCGUGAGUACGCGUGGAUGUUAAACGUCUUCAGUGUGGUGGUGGCGUACAGCAUCACCUGCCCCAUCAUUGUCCCUUUUGGGCUGCUGUACCUGUGCAUGAAGCACAUCACGGACCGCUAUAACAUGUACUACUCCUACGUGCCCACCAAGCUCAACGAGCAGAUCCACAUGGCCGGCGUCAACCAGGCCAUCUUCGCGCCGCUGCUGGGUCUGUUCUGGAUGCUCUUCUUCUCCAUCCUACGAUUAGGUUCAUUCCACAGCAUCACCAUCUUCUCCCUCGCCUCCCUUAUCGUUUCCAUGGUAAUCGCCUUCCUGGGCACUCUUAUAGGGAGGCUUCCGAGGACAGAAGACUAUGAGCCAGAGGAGGAGAUGGAGACCGUGUUUGACAUGGAGCCAAGCAGCACCUCCUCCACGCCCACCUCCCUUCUGUAUGUGGCCACCGUGCUGCAAGAGCCAGAGAUGAACCUGACCCCAGCCUCUUCGCCCGCCCAGCACACCUACGGCACCAUGAACAGAGCGCCAGAAGAGGGAGAAGAGGAGAGUGGUGUGAGGGGCUUUGCGAGGGAGCUGGACUCGGCCCAGUUCCAGGAAGGCCUGGAAUUGGAGGGCCCGAGCCAGUACCACUGACCAGGACCCGAGGCCUCGCCCUGGCAGCUCCAGCUGGGAGUGGCAGCCAGGGGAGGGCCAGGCCGGGGGAGGCAGAGGGCAGCCCGGACCUCCCCACGACUUCCUGCAGACUUCGGAAAGGCCUGAGGAAGACGUCUGCCCAUCUGGCCAUUGGCCACGUGGAGGCCCCGGCCUGCUGACCAGCUAGAAUGGGAGGUGCUGGGCAGUGCACAGGGACCCCAGGAUGAGGUAGAGGACACAGGCAAGGGCCAUGCCUUGGGAGAGGUGGCUGAAGCCCUGGACACAGAGCCGGAAGGCUCGGGACCUUCCUGGGGUCAAGAUGGAGAGACGUGUGCAUAAGGGAAGAGGCGGAAAGAAGCCCGCUGACGACUCCCUGGGGUCUUCGCUGCCCUGCCACGGAGCUUCUGCUGCUGCUCCCACCCACCCUGCCCCACUCCCGGCCCCUCCCUCUGAGGAGGCAAAGGUACGUGUGCUGGGCCUCGUGGACAAGACAGAAACCACCUCACCCUGGCUUCCUCCCCUGCAGGGGGUUCUGUAAAGAGGACAUUUCUGCCUCUACCGGGCAAGGGGCAGCUGAGACCCAAGAUUAGAGAGAAGGCGACGAGGCCCUCCUGUUCCUCUGCCCCCGACAGAAGUCCCCGGGGCAGCAGGGCAGAGACCCUCCCCUUUCUAUUCCUGUAAGAGUCGCUGGGACACGAUCACUCAGGACUCAUUAAACAGGACCUGUGUGCAUUUUGAUAAAGGCAAACCUCGGCUGUUACUCUGAGGGGGGAGGGGCAGAGGGAGAAUUCACGGAGCGGGGGUCUUCUCCCAACACAUCGGGCGAUGGGAAACCAGGCACAGCUCCCCAAGCCCCAGGGCCUAAUCAGAGGACCCCACAGGCCAAGGAGUUGGCCCCUGAGAACUGCUCCUGCCUCAUGCCCACCUCAGCGCCUGGGCCCCGUGUGGCCGAGGUGGGCAGCAGCUUGGGGUAAGGAGCCCAUGCUUCAAACCGAAGGCCCUGGCCACUCCCCGCCCUCCAGGUAAGACCUUGCCUCUGUUCUUGGACUGAAGACUCAAGUGGUCUCCAGGGUGGUCCUGGCUAUGACACUGCUGAGGCCCGGCACGGAGUGGGUUGGGGUGGGGCUGUGACCUCCAGAGAAGCCCCUUCUGGCAGAGGAAGGCUGCCUCCCAGAGCUGCCACCUCCUGAGGCCUGGAGCCAAAUCCUGAGCAGAACCAGUGCUGGGGACACCCAGGACCUUUGCCCCAGGCAGGGGGUGCAGGCCUCUGCCUCCGGGGACAGGUCCCCAUCAGGACUACCAGGCGGCCCAGCAGAUGCGCACACAGAGAAGGGGCAGCGGGGGCCUCCGUGGACCAGAACGAGCCAAGUCGAAUGGCGUCUGCAUGCUCUAGAGCUCCUUCCUCCAAAGGCCGGGGCCCCUGCAGCCAACCUGCUGAAGGUGGGCCCCGGGGCCCCUCGCUGGGUCCCAGGCUCAUGGGUGACCCUGAACUAUGUCCUUGCUUCAUCCUUGCCCACAUCCCAGCUCCAGAAGUUUCAAGCUUCACCCAGAGAUUCUCCUUGGCCCAGACUUUGGCUUGAGGGAUCUUUCCAGAGAGCUUGAGUCUGCUAGGGAGGAGGCAGGCUUCCCCCUCCUACUCCAGCUCAGAAAAGGAGGGAAUUAUACCCAGUCAGUCCCUCAUAACCCCAGGCCCCCUCCCCUGAGCAUUCCACCAGCCACCAGAGCAUAGGUCCUUUCCAGAGCAGGGUGGUCAGGGCCCCAGCAGAGAGCUCCAGGCACUGCCUGCCCCCCAGAGUGGUUUUUUGUGUUGUUGGGUUUUUUUUUGGGGGGGGGGGUCCUGCCAAAAGCUGGCCUGUGGGCUCGCCUUCACUGGGCACCGACCUCUCCUCUCUCCUCCCCUGCCCACCUGGCAGCCUGUGGAAGCUGCAUAUGCAAAGGGUCACAGCAGAUGACAGGGCAGUGUGUCCGGAGAGGGGGCUUCCCCCUCUGAAUUGGGGUCAAGUGCAGACUGGUUCUGAGAGAAGGCAGCGCGCGAAUGUUAGGAAAGUUCCGGAGUCCUCACUUCGCUAGCCUUCCUGGAGACCCAGAGCAACUGGCAAGGCCCCACCACAGCUGCUCAACCCCCCUCCAUCACUGUGCGGGGUGGGAUGUGCUUUGGCUCCUGACCCCCCACAUCCAGGCACCUCCCCCACACCAGCUUGCUCUCAGCCCGCUCCUGCCUCACGCAUUGGCCUCCACCUACCCCACUGCACCCCUCUCAGACCUGACCCAUUCUGGAGGGAGCUGCCUCCAGGGUGGGGGACCCGGUAUAGAGCCUUCAAGAAGUGCCCCACUCAGCCUAGAGCAGCUCCACGCCUGCCCCUUCCUCAGACGCUUCUGGAAGCCAAGUGCCUAUCAGCAGCAUUGCCACCUCUGGGGACCCACGUGAGGGGUAUGACUUCCCUUGGCCACACCACUGAAGGAAUGUGCCAGAAUGCCGAACCUUCUUGUUAUCAAUGCUGUGACCGUGCCUUGAAUAAACAGUCCUCCCAA
Molecule: messenger RNA, 5407 nt
Organism: Myotis brandtii (Brandt's bat)
Lineage: Eukaryota; Metazoa; Chordata; Mammalia; Chiroptera; Vespertilionidae
Gene: TMEM63C
Product: transmembrane protein 63C
Exons: 25
Coding region: 458-2875 (805 amino acids)
Cellular component (GO): plasma membrane
Molecular function (GO): calcium-activated cation channel activity
Source: RefSeq, a predicted model, not a curated record